CGAAGACUACAAGCUACUUCAGAACUAUAGUAAUGAUGGCCUGAGCUAACCACCUAACCGGAAUGAAAGGUGCCCUUCCGUGUGAAAGAACACAAUGCUGAGAAGGCCAUGGCAAGUGAUUGGCGUUGUGCUUCAAAAAUUUCAGCAGUUCAACAGUAUUUUAUCUGUCAACAGUAAGCUCUUUACUUGAUUGCACCAUGAAAAAGCUGCUAAAGAGACUUGUUGAGCACAAAAGUGGACUUGAAGAACCAGAAGCCAUUGUUUUCAAAUGAAGAAUCUUGAAUAGUUUUCAGCCUCAAUGCUUUUCAAUCAGCACUGAGAUUUCGCCCAUAACAUCAGAAUGGCGAGCAGGCGAAAGUCAACAACACCUUGCAUGGUCCUGGCUAGUGAACAGGAUCCAGAUCUUGAGUUGAUAUCAGAUUUGGAUGAAGGUCCUCCAGUACUUACACCUGUGGAAAAUGCCAGAGCAGAGAGUAUCUCAAGUGAUGAAGAAGUUCAUGAGUCUGUGGAUUCCGACAAUCAGCAAAAUAAAAAAGUUGAAGGUGGCUAUGAAUGUAAAUAUUGUAGUUUCCAAACUCCAGAUUUAAAUAUGUUUACUUUUCAUGUGGAUUCAGAACAUCCCAAUGUAGUACUAAAUUCAUCUUAUGUUUGUGUUGAAUGCAAUUUUCUUACCAAAAGGUAUGAUGCACUUUCUGAGCAUAAUAUGAAAUAUCACCCAGGAGAAGAGAAUUUCAAGUUGACAAUGGUGAAACGUAACAACCAGACAAUCUUUGAACAAACAAUAAAUGAUCUGACCUUUGAUGGUAGUUUUGUUAAAGAAGAAAAUGCAGAACAAGCAGAGGCCAUAGAAGUUUCUUCUUCAGGAAUCUCUAUCAGUAAAACACCUAUCAUGAAAAUGAUGAAAAAUAAAGUAGAAAACAAACGGAUUACAGUCCAUCAUAACUCAUCUGAGGACACCCCUGAGGAGAAAGAAAAUGAAAUCAAACCAGACAGGGAAGAAAAGGUAGAAAAUGCAAAUUCUUCAGCUCCAGAAUCUAACACCAGUACUUCCGUUGUAAACAGAAUACAUGCAAAUACUGGCAACACAGUGGUGACCCCCGCAGCAGUUCUUCCUGGGCUAUCACAAGUCAUAACCGCCGUGUCUGCUCAGCAGAACUCAAACCUGAUUCCCAAAGUCUUAAUCCCUGUUAAUAGCAUUCCUGCCUACAAUGCUGCACUGGACAACAAUCCUCUCCUACUGAACACCUACAACAAAUUCCCUUAUCCAACAAUGUCAGAGAUUACCGUUCUUUCGGCUCAAGCAAAAUAUACAGAGGAGCAGAUCAAGAUAUGGUUUUCAGCUCAACGCCUAAAACAUGGUGUUAGUUGGACUCCUGAAGAAGUAGAGGAGGCGAGAAGAAAGCAAUUCAAUGGGACAGUGCAUACUGUACCUCAGACCAUAACUGUCAUCCCGACCCACAUUUCCACAGGGAAUAAUGGUUUACCAUCUAUUUUACAGACGUGUCAAAUAGUUGGUCAGCCGGGUCUGGUCCUUACUCAAGUAGCUGGAACAAACAGCUUGCCAGUAACAGCACCCAUAGCCUUGACAGUGGCAGGGGUUCCAAAUCAAACAAGUGUCCAGAAAAGCCAAGUCCCUGCUGCUCAGCCUGCUGCAGAAACAAAGCCGGCCAGUGCAGCACUUCCACCCCCCCAGAAUGCCAAACCCGAAACUACGCUGGCAAACCCCGAUUCAUUUGGUAUUCGGGCAAAAAAGACAAAAGAGCAACUAGCAGAACUAAAGGUUAGCUACCUUAAAAGUCAGUUUCCCCAUGACUCAGAAAUUAUCAGACUCAUGAAAAUAACAGGGCUCACAAAAGGUGAGAUUAAAAAAUGGUUUAGCGACACAAGGUACAACCAGAGAAACUCAAAGAGUAACCAGUGCUUACAUCUCAACAGUGAUUCCUCAGCCACCAUUAUCAUAGACUCCAGUGAUGAGACCACAGAGCCCCCACCUGUGGCGACCUCGCAGCCUAAACAAUCCUGGAAUCCCUUUCCCGACUUCACGCCCCAGAAGUUUAAAGAAAAAACCGCAGAACAACUUCGGGUCCUUCAGGCAAGUUUUCUCAACAGCUCCACACUUACAGAAGAAGAAUUAAAUAGGUUAAGAGCACAAACCAAACUUACGAGAAGAGAAAUUGAUGCUUGGUUUACAGAGAAGAAGAAAUCAAAAGCUUUAAAGGAAGAGAAAGUAGAAAUAGAUGAAAGCAAUGCAGGUAGUUCCAAAGAAGAAGCUGGGGAAACUUCUCCCCAAGAAGAAUCGAUCACCCCCAAGUCAGGGAGUACGGGCAAGAUAUGCAAGAAAACCCCUGAGCAGUUGCACUUGCUUAAAAGUGCGUUUGUUCGAACACAGUGGCCAUCACCUGAAGAGUACGACAAGUUGGCGGAAGAAAGUGGACUUGCCAGGACAGACAUUGUUAGUUGGUUUGGCGACACCCGUUACGCGUGGAAAAACGGAAACCUGAAGUGGUACUACUACUAUCAAAGUGCCAGUUCAGGCAGAAUGAAUGGUCUAUCUUCCCUUAGGAAAAGAGGGAGAGGGAGACCCAAAGGCCGUGGAAGAGGAAGACCUCGGGGGCGACCCAGAGGCGGCAAAAGAAUUAACAACUGGGACCGGGCACCGUCAUUGAUAAAAUUUAAAACUGGAACUGCCAUACUUAAGGAUUAUUACCUGAAGCACAAAUUUCUUAAUGAGCAAGACCUGGAUGAACUUGUCAACAGAUCACACAUGGGCUACGAGCAGGUUAGAGAGUGGUUUGCAGAAAGACAGAGACGAUCCGAGUUAGGUUUAGAAUUAUUUGAGGAAAACGAGGAGGAAGAGGAAGUUGUUGAAGAUCAGGAAGAGGAUGAAGAAGAGACAGAUGAUAGUGAUACUUGGGAACCCCCACGACAUGUGAAGCGGAAGCUUUCUAAAUCGGAUGACUGAAGUGUCUGCUUAAAAUGUUGAAGGAGAAUUAAUUCUUCAACUCAAGAUGUCUGAGUUACUGUGAAUGGGGCCAAUCUUUGGUGACACUGAGAAAUGUUACAAGGCAUACGCACUCUGAAAAAAAACAGGAUCCAGUAUCCAAAAGAAAUGGACUUAAUGUGCCAAAGUUAAACUACUGCAGUUGGCGGAAGUUCUGCAAUGUAAAUAGAACACUAAUGAAAAAACAACUUGUAAAAAUUCAGAUUUUAGUACAGUUCGUUUUUAUUCUGCUAGGAUGGAAACAUUCUGAAUCUUCAACUUUCUGAAGGGGGUUGAUGACCACUAGCACUUCUCAUUUUCAGUGCAGCUUACUGCUUUGUGUCUAGUUAAGACAGGCUGGACUGCCCACAUUCUUCCAUAUAUGAUGAAGCUUGGAGCUUUUGAGUGACCAAACAUUUUACAGAGUAAAAAUUACUUAGAAAUGGGAGAGAAAAAAAUGCUGAUUUAUUUCUGUGAAUUAUUUAUUUGUCUCUGCACCAAGACUAAAAGUUGUACAAGGGCUUAAAAAAUUUCAAGUGUAAAAAUAUACACAUACUGGAAGAGAAAGAUUUGUGGUAUCACUGGCCCUUAAGGAUUAGAUCUUCCAUUAAGCACACUCAUGGGGACCACUAUUUCUACUUAGAAUAUGUGAUUUUUGUCAUUAGAUGCGAAUUUGCUUUGUACUAAGCUAAAAAUGCCGAAGAAGUAAAAAAAACUGGUGUAAGUUGAAUAGAGUGAAAUACCAUGCCAAAAAAUGUGAAAAAGAAUCAUGUAGUAAAAUACUUGGAGGGGGAUGGCUUUUUUUUUUUUUUUACAAUCAUGUGGAAAUCAGGAAUGUUCAUAUUGGAUCAGAAUUUUCAAGAAAUUACCUUUCAGUGGAAUUCCACCUUGUGUAACACUUUCAGGGAUUAGAGGGAAAAAAAAUUCUGAACUGAUCCCAAUGAGUUAAAAGUUAGCUUUUUACUUAGAAUCAUGGGAAUGCUGUGAACUCUUGCUGUUAUCAGGAGACUGAAGGUUCACAGGAACUUACAACUUUGUAAAGACAGGUGCUGUUCAUCCCCGGUAAGAAGGACCUUCUCCUUUCAUAGGACCACUUUGCAUAAUGGGCUUUCUUCAUAGAGGAAAUGUUCAGAUUCAUUAGCUUUGAAUUUUUAAAAUGUUUUUCUGAAUGAUCACAUGUAGUGGGCUUGGCCAGUUUAUCUAAUUUAAUGAAUAAUAAACAUUAAGCUCUUGGUUAAAUGUCAGCUAAUGAAAAUGUUAUGAAAAAGCAUGCUGCUUUCAUUUUUAUAAACUUUUUAUUUUUUAACGAUAGCUUUAUUAGUAACUCCAAAUGCUGCAAUUUAGCUGAUUCUUCCCUCAGACAGCUGGCUUUGUGGGUGGCUUUUUUCAUACUACUGGUAACUUUUUUAAAAGAAGCAAUGUAAAGACUGUAACAAUUGAAUGCACUAAACUGUUUUUUUCUUUUAUAUAUUCAGAACUUCUUAAAGCACUCUGUAUUAUAAUGAUUAAAUUGCUCCCUUUUUUAAAACCAUUGCUGAUGUGGUCUGAGUUUUGUUUGGCAGUAAUUUUUAUGUUUUCAAAAAUCUGAAAUGUCAAGUAUUAGAAAUGAAGCCUUUGAAUAUAUUUAUAUUAUGUUUCCCUUGUAAUAUGUUAACUGUAUAGCUGUAAACAACUACUAAUACAACUUCCCAUCACUUUUAUAGGUUUGAUGAAAUUCUGCUCUGAUGUUCGCUAGCUUUAAAUAUAUUUAUUUGACAGAGCAACAGAACCUUUCCCUCCUGGUUGACUGUGACCUUGAAUACAAAAUAAAAGCAGUGAUGAGUAGUUUUCAGUGA
Dipodomys ordii (Ord's kangaroo rat) is the source of this 4815-nucleotide messenger RNA. It is a transcript of the gene Zhx1, whose product is annotated as zinc fingers and homeoboxes 1. Gene Ontology annotation, biological process: regulation of transcription by RNA polymerase II. Lineage: Eukaryota; Metazoa; Chordata; Mammalia; Rodentia; Heteromyidae. Gene Ontology annotation, molecular function: DNA-binding transcription factor activity, RNA polymerase II-specific; DNA binding. Gene Ontology annotation, cellular component: nucleus. Bases 341 to 2962 code for a protein of 873 amino acids. The record is from RefSeq and is a predicted model, not a curated record. The transcript is spliced from 3 exons.